Messenger RNA from Dermatophagoides farinae (American house dust mite), 4148 nucleotides. RefSeq lists its product as uncharacterized. NCBI's taxonomy places the organism in Eukaryota, Metazoa, Arthropoda, Arachnida, Sarcoptiformes, Pyroglyphidae. Gene Ontology annotation, cellular component: nuclear replication fork. Gene Ontology annotation, biological process: replication fork processing; double-strand break repair via homologous recombination. Gene Ontology annotation, molecular function: protein binding. The record is from RefSeq and is a predicted model, not a curated record.
UUUCCAAUAAAAAAAAUGUCCUCAAUUAAAGAGCUAAAAGCGGAUAAAAUUAAAUUUAAAAAUGAUCCAAUAAAAUGUGUAGAAAUUGCCAAUCUUUUGGGCUAUAAAUUUCGUGAAUCAGGCCAUUACAAUGAUGCAAUGGAUGAACAUAUGGAAGCCAUUAUGAUUUGUAAUACAAAAAUAAAAAAUUCAACAAUCAAUCGUGAAUUGGAAGCUAUUACACGUCGUGCUUUAGGCGAAUGUUAUUCCGAAAUGAAUCAACAUGACGAUGCAUUACAACAACAUGAAUUGUAUUUACGUUUAACAUUACAAAUUAAUGAUCCAAUCGAAAUACAACGUGCACAUGCAACUAUUGGUCGUACAUAUUUACUUUGGGGACAAGAAGAAUCAUCAUCAUCAUCGUCGUCGUCGUUGUUGGAUAAGAAGAAUAAUUUAAUGAAAAAAGCUGAAUAUUCAUUCCAUAAAGCAAUGGAUUUAUGUGAAAAUCUUAGGUCUACGGGGAAAUUAAAACCAAAAGAAUAUGCUGAAAUGAAAUCUAGACUUUUACUUAAUCUAGGUCUUGUAUAUGAAAAUCGACAUGAUUUUGACAAGUGUAAAAAAUUGAUCAAAGAUUCGAUUACAUUGACAAAAGCCAAUUAUUUAUAUGAUGAACUUUUUCGUUGUCAAAUUUCAAUGGGUUCGAUUAAUGAAAAAAUUGCCAAUGAUUCACAAACAACAACGAUGAUGGAAUCUAUUCAUCAUUAUGAAGAAGCAUUGAAAACAGCGGAAUUAUUGAAAUCGAAACGAAAAAAAUUUGAUGCAUACAUUUGUCUGGCAAUGGCAUGGCUAACACAGGACGGACAAAUUGAUCGUGUGAAAUCAUAUUUGAAAAAAGCUUAUGGUCUAAAAAUCAAUGUUGAAGAUGAUAAAGAACGUGUCGUACAAUUAUUGAAAGUAACGAUGGCAAUUGAUUGUGAUUUGAAAAAAUUCAAUGAAACCAAUGAUGAUCAGGAUCUAGAUCAACGUAUAUUAUUAUGCGAUAGAUUGGGCGAUCAUUUUGUCAUUGUAAAAUGUUUUCAACAAGCAAUUAAAUAUUAUAAAAAAGAAUUAUUAUAUGCAAAUGAAGCAAAUAAAUCGGAUACUUUUGUCGCCAAUAUUUACGUAUCGAUUGGACAAACAUAUCUUGAUUGUGGCAUGUAUCGAAAAGCGAUCGAAUAUUUUAAACAUGAAUAUAAUUUUCAACUAGGAAACACUUGUGAACAAUGUACAUCAUUAUUGAAAAUUGCUGAAAUCCAGGAAUGUUUAUAUCGUUCUAUCGAUGAUGAUUUAGAUAUUGAUGAUGAAAAAGCCGUGUUGAGAAAAGAGAUUAUUGAAAAUUAUGAAAAUUGUUUGAAAUUAUUUUCCGAUCUGAUGGAAAUAUUAAUAUUUCCACCAAUCGAUGAUGGUGAUGAACGAAUCGAUCUAGACAUUCGAAUUGAAAAUGGUAAUGAAAAAUUCAAACAUUAUAAACAAGCCAUUGGAAAUUAUUUGAAUUUUCUCGAGACAAACAAAUUGAAUCGUUUUCGACAAGAUGAAUUACAAGAAUUGUUUCGAAAUUUAAAUCCUAUAAAUGUAAUCUGUUGUGAUGAUGAUAAUGGCAAAGAUGAUCAACAAGAAAUGGAAACCAUUAAUGAUAUGUAUGAUGGAUAUGAUAUUGAUUUAUUAUCACUGGAAUUCGAUUCAGAUGGUAAUGAAAAUGAUGAAGAAAUUCCGGAAAAUUUUCAUUCAAAACCAAAAAGAAAUCCACAGAAUAAAUCCAUUCGUCGUUUGAAUCAAUUUGGUGAAACACCAUUACAUACGGCUUGUAUUGCUGGAAAUUUUACACAAGUUGAACGAUUAAUCAAUCAAAAUGUUGAUAUAAAUGCCAAAGAUUUUUGUGGUUGGACACCAUUACAUGAAGCAUGUAAUCAUGGAUUCAUUGAAAUAGUGGAAUAUCUGCUGAAAAAGGGUGCCAAUAUUGAAGCAUAUGAUAAUCGUAGUGAUCGUAUUACGCCAUUACAUGAUGCUUGUAAUUGUGGACAUUUUGAUAUAAUCCGUUUAUUACUUAAUUACAAUGCCAAUGUAUUGGCCCGAAAUUCUAAUGAUGAAACACCCAUCGAAUGUUUAAUAAGUUGGCGUGAACGUUGUAAAAAUGAAUUGAGUAAACAAGAUAUUGAUCAAUGUCUCGAACUUGAAAUACGUAUGAUCGAUUUAAUGAAGGAUAAAGGAUUUGAUCCAACAAAAUUAUUCAAACGUUCCAAUAGUGACAACAGUGAUGCAAAUACUGCUACCACAACUGCUGCUACAAUUAUUAGAAAAAGGAAUUUAGUAAAAGAUCAUAUUUAUUCAAGCGAAAAUUCUGAUCAAUUUAUUCGUGAUGCUGAUACUGAUAUGAUUACCGUUCCUGAUGAUGAUGUUGAAAGAGAUUCAAUGGUGAUGGCACAAAAAGCCCGUCAAGAAUAUCGUAAUACAAUUGAAUCGAUUCGUUAUUUUGGAUCGAAAACGAAAAAAACCACCACUACAUCAUCAUCUUCUGUGGCUUUUCCAUUGAAACAAAAACAACAACAAAAUGCUUUGCUGAACGAAAAUGAAGAUAUGCCAAGAGAUGAUUGGCUUAUUGAUGAUAUGGAUGAUAGCACCAGACGAAAACAUCAUCAUCAUCAUCAAAGAAAACGAACGUUAGAUGGCAAUGAAUAUUUUCAACGAAAUGAUAUAAAUAAAAAAUUGAAAUCAAAUAAAAGUAAAGCUAUUAUUGGAGAUUCUGAUAUAUCGGAAAUAAAUAUAGCCCAUAAUAAUUAUCCGGUCGAUGAUGAUGAUGAUGAUAAUUUUGAAACUUUUCCUUCCUAUUCAUCCACCGCUGUUGAAACAUCCGAAAAUUAUAUGCCCAUUAUCGAAACAAUUUCUUCUACUGUCAAAUCAUCAAAUCCAACUAUUACUACUUCUUCUACUACUGCUGCUGCUGCUGCUGCUUUGUCAAGAACAAAUUUAGCUAAUAAUAAUAAAAACAAUCAUCAUCACAAUCAUCGUACAAAUAAUAAUGGAAAUCGUAAAGCAUUGACCAUACAUUUUGAUGAUAGUCAAAAAAGUUCAUUCAUUGUUUUCAUUGAAAAUAAUUCCAAUUGUCAAUGGCUUAAAGAAGAAUUGAUACGUCGUUAUUUUAUUCAUUAUGGAAUGAAACCAAGAUUCUCAUUACGUACAGCAGAUAAUGAUGAUGCUAUAUUGCUUGAUUCUGAUCUAGUCAUCGAUAUUGUUGGCAAUAAUGAACGUAAUAUAAAAGCUAUUAUUGAACAAUGGACAAUUGAUCAACCGGAUAAACGUUAUCGUGAAUUAUGUGCACAACAACAACAAACCAUUGUUGAUAAAAAUAUUGAAAAUUUACUAAGAAAAUCAUGUAAAAAUUUAUAUUUAAACUUGAAUGGUUCAUAUUUUCCAUCGAAAACACAGAAUACAUUGAUGAUGAAAGCAUUAUUGCAACAGAAUAUUAAAGAAUUGGAUCUAUCCAAUACAAAUCUAUUGUCAACAAAAGAAAAUUAUAAUGCAUUCUGUUCAAUGAUAACAACAUUGUCGAAUUUAGUUGAACUAAAUCUAUCGAAUGUAUCAAUGUCAUCGAAUUGUUUGCAACAUUUGAUCAAUUUGAAUGUAUCACUUAAGAAAUUGGAUAUCAGUUACAAUCCAUUUGGUGAUGAUUGUACAACAACAUUUUUUGUAGCACAGAUAAUAAUAACAUUUCGUAAAUUGGAACACUUCAAUCUGUCUGCAUGUGAUCUAACGGAACGUUUUUUACAAAACAACAACAGUCUUCUUGUCGAUUCAAUCAAGAAUUCUUCUAGUCUAAUAACAUUAUUACUCGAAUACAAUGAUUUCCCUGUGGAUUUAAUUGAACAAUUCAAAUUGUUAGUGAAUGAUGAUGAUGAUGAUGACGUUAAUGGUGGUAAUCGUGUUUAUUUUGGAUCAUGAAAUUCUGAAAAUCAAAGAAACGAAACAACAAGACAACAUGAAUUUGACCGUGACCAAACAAAAACAAAAAAAAAAAAAACAAGCCUAUCAAAUAAUUUACAAUGAUCAUGUUACAAAUGAUUACGGUGGUUGGUUGAUUAUAUUGGUUUCACUCGUCCAAACAACAACAACAACAAAAACAAAAAAACACAAAG